This is a messenger RNA of Mesorhabditis spiculigera, 207 nucleotides long. NCBI's taxonomy places the organism in Eukaryota, Metazoa, Nematoda, Chromadorea, Rhabditida, Rhabditidae. The record is from the annotation of a GenBank genome assembly.
AUGCACCAGCCUGGAGUGUUGCAUCAGGUGAUGUCGUGUCGCGAGUAUGACGAUGAAGACCUCGAUCUCUUUUUCCGAUCAUUCGCCACACGGCUGCGGAAGGUUCAUAACGGAGACCUGGAAUUGUUCGAUGAAGGUGAAGCCGAUCUUAAAAUCCUCAACAACUGGGUGGAGGAGACGCGAUACAGGGCAAGUGCAACCCCACUA